UCGACGUGACGUCACCAAACCGAGCGCUUUGAUCGGGCACAGCACAACAACCAGGAAGAGGUGGAAAGAGCAGCCUAGUCUUGUAAUAUGUAUCUAUCGACUUUGCUAGUUUUGUCACUGUCGGCUCUGGUGCCGGUGUCUGCGUCCUCGGAUCAAACAAAGACUGUGGAGUUUAACGUGAAACCAGGCGGAGACGUGCACACAUUCGCCCAGCGCAUCAGGGGAUAUGAGUGCUCCUUCACCUAUGCUUCUCAAGGAGGGACCAAUGAGCAAUGGCUGAUGAGCGUAGGCCUCAGUGAUGAUGACAGGUUCUUUUCAUGCUCGAUCUGGAGGCCUCUGGGAAAAUCCUACCUGUUCUUCACUCAGUUCAAAGCAGAGCUUACGGGAGCCAAACUUGAAUAUGCCCACGCUUAUUCGGCGGCGGCAGCAGCAGGGCAGAGCGACGUCGCUCUGAAGGAAGAGGAGUUCACAGUCAGAGACUCUACAGUCACAGGCACGGUGGGGAAGUUCAACGCUCAACUCUCCAAGCUGGUACUCAUCGGACGGACGCGGCACGACGAGCUCAUCGAGAGCAACACUGGCAUCAAUCAGCUAAACUAAUCAAGCUUCCCUGGAUGUCAACACCUUGGGUCCAGCUCGUGUCACCAGAUGGUUACUUCACGUUCCUACGGCUAACUCUCCUGGGACUCCAGUCUCUCAUGUAUUUCCCUGAAUCUUUGUAAAUUGUGUGCGUGCUUGAGUUCCUUUUCAGCUGUCUCCUUAGUUUCAUUCUCCUCGCUGUUUCUCGUCUUAGAUCGUGCGUGUGUUUUAUUGGGCCUUGUGAGUUAAUUUCAGAAUGAGUUAAUUUUCGUUGUCCCCCUUAGUCUGCCUUGAGUUAAGUAUUCGCCUGUUUACUGUUCUAAGUUUUGACCCUCUCCCUACGUGUUUUGUGUUCCUCGCUCCACUUCUGGUGUCGACGCCCUUGGUUUCUCCGUUCCCGUCUGUUAAUUUAACCUCGCUCUCCCGAGUCUUCUGUCAGCCAACAACAACACAGCAACUGGGUCUGACUCCACAGACAGCCUCAGGUUCGCAUUAUACUUUCUUCCUUACCCAUGUACUGUAUUUUCUGGAUGAUAAGUCACACCUUUUGCCCCUAGUUUGGCUGGUCCUGCAACAUAUACAGCACACAUUUAUGGCUUCUGCACGUAGAAUUUCACGUUCUUAUGCAGAACUAAGGUUUCCACUUGAGAGAAGUCACAGAUGAGUGAAACUCAUUUACUUUUCACGAUUUAAAUCUAGAAUUUUUACACUCAUCAGUGCAAUAAAUUCUGAAAUCGCUGCCUUUGUUGCAUUGUUUCUCAGUCAGCUCACUUAUAGACUGACUGUAUUCCGUUCCAUGUUCAAGUCGGCAGCAAUGAAAAUGCAGGAGGAUAUGUGUUGCAAAAUUUCCUCCAAUAAUACGAGCAUUAGUCCAGUGUGACUUCCUUAUGAUUUUUUUAAUCUUCUAUCAUUUUUCAUCAUUGACUACUGUGUGUUGUACUUCACAGCCAAAAACAGUAUGAAUGAGACCGGUGGUCAGCAAACUUUUUGAAUCUGCACGGUACUACGAAAGCACUGAGAGACCCGAAGUGCAACUAUCAGUGAAGUAAGAACUGAAAGUACAUUGAUCUGAGACUCUGUUCAUGUUAUCGGUUCUUUACAACAGUUCACAAUGAUUGAAUAAGAUCAGAAACAUAAAAUUAUUAGAUGGUUCUUAAAAAGAAUACAUGAACAGGCUUUCAGGCUAGUCUCGUGUCAUCUGCGGGUGACCCUUUGACCCCUGUUGGUGACCCCAAUCUGGACUCUGUUAUGGUGAGUUCAAACUGAAGUUGUAUGAAUCAUUGAAAACUGUAGGAAGGUGAAAGGAAAAUAUUCAGAUGAGUAUAUUUAGAUGGGUAGCUUUUACUGUGUCACAAGGCAAUGAGUUGGAAAUAUCUGGAAAUAAGCCUUAUUCCAAAAGUCAAAAACCCCUUUUCACAGAUUCACAGGCAGCAAACUCUGAAGCAUAUCAAUCUUACCAUACUUGAAAGUCAAUUUCACCUAAACAGGGCAUCUUUUGUGGCCAUAUUUAAAGCAGAUGAAACCGUUUCUGAGCUCUGGAAUCCGAACCAGACACAAGAAAGGAUGUUUUGAAUCAGAACCACCAUUGACUCAACCUAAGCAUAUUGAGCAUGUGCCAAACUCCAUCCCUGUGCAGACAGACCUGCCCGCAGUGGUCAGCUUCCACUACAUCAGUCCUUCUCAAAUAGUGGGGCAGGUCCCCCUGGGGUGGCGUGGAGCAAUGCCAGUGGGGGCGCAUGUGACCUUGGAACAUGCUUUUUUUCAGUACUUGGGUAAAGUGUAAUUGCACAAGUUGAUCUAUAUCACCUUCUUUAUUCUUUUCAGUAAUGUUAAGAAGGAUAGAAUGUUAUGCAGUGGUGUACCUAUGAUAAUUUUAUAGACAAAUGAUACUAUUUACAGUGGUGGCACAUUGUUGGGAAAAUAAAAGAGAAGCACUGCACUCCAUGGAAAGAAUAGACAUGAUCAAGAACAAAGUGGACGGGAUGAAUCAAUUGCCGCUGAAGGUCAAUUCCGACUGAAAAAUUAUCCAACUUUUCUUAAAAAAGUUAAAGCUGUUAUUGAUUGAAAAGUACCAGAAAAGUUCAAUGGAUUGGGGAAUGACCGGCCUGCUGCUAUCGACCACACCAGGCUGAGAGCACCCGACAUGAUUUGCAGCCGUGGCAGCCAAAAGGCCUGAAACACAAGAUCAUGUGCUCAUACUUUUAUGAUGUAAUGGUAUAGGUCACGAUGUAAGUUGGCCUGCAGAGGUUUUACUUCUCACCUUUUUGGAGAAACUUGAAGCACUCGUGCCUCACGAAGCCUCUCAGCUGCCACUUCUUCAUGAGUUAUUUGCCUCUAAUACAGUCCAGAGACUAAUUGCUGCCAACACUCUCACGGUGUUUUACAAGCUCUCACCUUUUGCAUUAGCACAACCUGAUGUGUGAAGAUUACCUGGCAUCAAGACAAAACGCUUCACUUGCACUUCCCUCUGGUUAUUUUUCUCCUCAGCACUUAUUAUAACCAGAUUUAUCGUCUCUUCCUGCUUCGUCUCCUGACUGUGUUUUGCUCACUCGUGCCGUGAAAGCAGCGACUAAAUGAAGAAGCGUCGUCGAGACGACUUCACGCAGCUCCGCCUUCCUUACUUAUUUAAGAAGUUGCAGCUGAAUAACAAAGUGUGGCUUUGAAAUGAAUCGUCUUCCUGUAGUUCUUCGGGUUGAUUUACCAGCCUCAGCUCGGGUUUAUC
This is a messenger RNA of Synchiropus splendidus (mandarinfish), 3301 nucleotides long. RefSeq names its product myeloid-derived growth factor (gene mydgf). NCBI's taxonomy places the organism in Eukaryota, Metazoa, Chordata, Actinopteri, Syngnathiformes, Callionymidae. Bases 88 to 600 code for a protein of 170 amino acids. The record is from RefSeq and is a predicted model, not a curated record. Gene Ontology annotation, biological process: positive regulation of angiogenesis; positive regulation of endothelial cell proliferation. The transcript is spliced from 7 exons.